Molecule: messenger RNA, 642 nt
Organism: Gastrolobium bilobum
Lineage: Eukaryota; Viridiplantae; Streptophyta; Magnoliopsida; Fabales; Fabaceae
Product: protein DMP2-like
Exons: 1
Coding region: 1-642 (213 amino acids)
Biological process (GO): endomembrane system organization
Source: RefSeq, a predicted model, not a curated record
AUGAACAACUCAACCAGUCAAGAAUUAAUUGUUCACUGUGAAGAGAAUGAGGAUGAUUAUUAUAAUCUUGAAGACUAUGACAUUGAUGAAUCUUACUACUUCUAUGUCAUCAAUGCAAUACUAAGUGGCACUGCAAGGCUCAAUGUUCUCUUGCCCACAUUCACCAUCCUUGCCUUCAGCAUUUUCGCACCAAUCUUAACAGAUGAUGGUGAAUGCAGCACACUGAAUCGCUGGUUAAUGGGAAUCUUUGUUGUUAUAUUGGCUGUUUCUUGUGUAUUCUUUACCUUGACAGAUAGCUUCAGAACAGCCACUGGGAGGUUGUAUUAUGGGGUGGCAACAUUCAGAGGGAUAUGGACUUUUAAUGGAGGCAGGAAGAAGCCACGUGUGCCAUCAGAUUUCAGAUUGAGAUGGAAUGAUCUUUUCUAUGCAUCACUAUCCCUUUUGUCUUUUCUUGCUUUUGCAGGAUUGCAUCAAGAUGUUGUUAAAUGUUACUAUCCAGGACUGCCUAGAAAGGUUACCAACACUCUUCCCCUUGUGGUUGGUUUUGUUGUAAGUAUCUUGUUUGUUGUGUUUCCUUCAAAAAGAAGAGGGAUUGGCUAUCCUUUCUUGCUGCAGAGAGAUCCUUUCUUCUCUAGACGUUGA